Messenger RNA from Ostreococcus tauri, 378 nucleotides. Its product is annotated as Transcriptional coactivator/pterin dehydratase. Gene Ontology annotation, molecular function: 4-alpha-hydroxytetrahydrobiopterin dehydratase activity. The coding region runs from base 1 to 378 and encodes 125 amino acids. Gene Ontology annotation, biological process: tetrahydrobiopterin biosynthetic process. The transcript has a single exon. The record is from RefSeq and is a predicted model, not a curated record. NCBI's taxonomy places the organism in Eukaryota, Viridiplantae, Chlorophyta, Mamiellophyceae, Mamiellales, Bathycoccaceae.
AUGGCGACGUGCCCGAACGCGUGCUCGAGAGACACCCCCAAGCUCGCCCGCGACGAGUGCGAGCGCGAGCUCACGCAGAGACCGCUGUGGAGAAUUCUUGAGCGCGACGACGAGUCUUUGGCCAUCGUCCGGGCGUUCACGUCGAAGAAUUGGUCGUGCGCGCUGGCAUUCCUGAAUGCGGUAAGCGUCAUCGCCGAGCGGGAGGGGCACCAUCCCGACGUGAAGAUCAAGAAUUAUCGCGACGUCGUGGUGGAAUUGAGCACGCACGCAAUCGGGGGGGUGAGCGCGAUCGACUUCAGGCUAGCAAAGAUGAUCGACGACGAGUGCGAGGCGACGUAUUCACCGAAGUGGGCGCGUGACAACGGUUUGGGCGAAUAG